GAUACCCUCCCUGCCUCUCUCUCUCUCUCUCUCUCUCUCACACCACCACGUUUUCCUCUUCCCCUUCAACCCCACCAACUACAUUUUUUUUCUUCUUCCAGGGUGGAGAUGCUCGUCUGACUCCUUUAUUCCCAAUCCAAGACUUUAUAGUGGAUUUUUCUCCUCCUGUGAUACUUUCUUGCUACCUGUGGAGGUCCCCCCUCUUUUCCACUCUUGGUUCUCUCUGGUUCUCCUGCCAGCCGUCGCACCGAGCGCAGCCCCACAGAGAGGCACCAUGCUGGGAUUGGACGUGUGCGAGUUCGGGGGUCAAGUGCUGGAGCUGCUGUGGCUCACAAUGUGCUACAGAGGUGUGAUGGCUGACAAGAAGGAUUUGCCGAUAGAAGAUGAAGAGGACGAGAGAAAGCUGAACUACAAUCCCCCUGCUCAGAAGUCUUUGGAGGAGAUCCAGGAGCUGGACAAAGACGAUCAGAGUCUGGUCAAAUACAAGCAGACUCUGCUGGGGACGUUACCUGUUACAACAGACCUCUCUGUGCCUAAUGUCCAGGUGACCAGACUAACUCUACUGUGUGACUCAGCUCCUGGACCAGUCACCAUGGACCUGACAGGAGACCUGAAAGCUCUGAGGGAGAAGACCUUUAUCUUAAAGGAAGGAGCAACAUACAGACUAAAGAUAGACUUCAAGGUGAACAGAGAGAUUGUUUCUGGUUUGAAGUACCAUCACGUGACCAGCAGAAAAGGAAUAAUUGUGGAAAAGGUGUCCCACAUGGUGGGAAGUUACGGCCCGAAAGAGAAGGAGCACGAGUACGUGAGCCCGCUGGAUGAGGCCCCUAUAGGCAUGAUUUCCCGAGGCCACUACCAGAUCAAGUCCCGCUUCAUCGAUGACGACAAGAUUGUCUACUUGGCGUGGGAUUGGAACUUAGACAUCAAGAAGGACUGGGAUUAAUGAAGGCAGAGAGAUGAUGAUGCUGCCUUUGCUAUGAUCUACUUUUCUUCUUUACCUCCCUGUUUCCCUUCUCUUCUUCUCUCCUAACUCCUCCUCCAUUUUCUCCCCAGUCUGUUGACGCCAUGUCUCCUGAAACCUAAUGAGGACUUGAGAGAAAGCAGUCCCCUUCUCUCUGCCUUCUGUUUUCUAUAUCAUAACACAAAUUGUGGCUUUUUGGAGACGCCCUUAUCUUUUUACUUUCAUUUUCUUUUACUCAUCGUUUCUUACCUCUGUCAUGUUUUUAAGCUUCAUAACCUGGAGAAGCAGGUCUUUAAAGGACCCCAGCUUGAGGCACAUAGGAAUAUACGAUAGAUUAUUACAAAAUCCAAAUGAGAUUUCAAGAGAGAAGCCAUGAAUUAUGUGCAAAAUGAGCCUAUAAGAAUGCUUAGUUGGAGUUUAAGUUGAGCAGAAAUUAUUGGCCUAGAGGCCUCUUGUAGCUGUAAAACAGACCUGAGCAUCAUUAAGCUUUAUGACUUCUACAGUGUUAUAAUAUUCUAGAAGCAAGUGUCUGAAUAUAGCUGAGCAAAUGGCAAGCUUUAAAUGCUAGAGAUAAAUCUGGUAGGUUCUUACAGCCAAAAUAAACACAAAAGCUGAGUUUCAGUUGCAGGCCAUCGACGAACUUAACCUUUCUGAUUAAAUCUCCUAAGGCACCAUGGGAAACUGAGUUCCAAAGUAGACCUGGUAAGACCUCCCAGCGAUUAUAGGCCUCCGAGACGUCUACAGUUUACCAGAAAGUGAAAGUGCAGUGAUGACAAAAGAUGGAAGCUGUGGGUGUUUCUGUCAAAGUAUAACAUGUAUGGGAUGAACACCAGGCCCAGUGACCUUUGACCUCCCAAGAUCCAAUCAGUUCAUCCUUAAAUCAGAGUGGAUGCUAGUGCAAAGUUUAAAGAAAAUCCUUCACGGUUCUUGAGAUAUUACAAUCACAAGAAAUGGUUAAACAUGAGGCCCAAUGACCUUGACCUGUGACCCUGGAAAUCUGAACACUUCAUCUUUGAGUUAGAGCGGGCAUCAGUGGGAAUUUUAAAGAAAACCCAUCAAUGGGUUCACUAGGUAUUGCAUCCACAGCAAUGAGGCCUAAUGACCUUGACCUUUAACAUGUGACCUUGAAACUCCUUGAGUCAUAGUGGACAUUUGAGCUGAGUCUGAUUAGUAUCUCUAAAAGCAUCUUGAGAUAUUGUGUGCAACAAGGAUUAAACAUGAUGGCUUAUAACUUAGACCAGGGGUGUCCAAACUAUGGUCACGUGGGCCAUUUUUGAUGUUUUGUCCCAUAGCAAAUUCUAAAAGUAAAGGUAAAUAUAGUCCACAUUACAAUAUAAAGUUUGUGCUUUUUGUAUAGUACUUCUUGGUUUCAUUGUUAACUUGGUAAACAAACAUUUUGACAAGUAGAAUUAUAACAAAAUUGAGAUGACACUGUAAAUGGUAGGCAGAAUGGCAACCAAAAUAACAACUGUAGCUUGACUCAACGCCCUAAUGGCUUACAGCAGCAAAUAGUAGUACCAAUGGCAUUCCAGGGACAGAGCCAGGGCUGACUCAGCACCCUGCAGUCUGAUAGGCCUCCCCCAAAUCCUCUUUAAUGAUUGACUGUUGCUUUGUAAGCCAUUAACAAGUCAUUUAAGCAUACCCAAUCACUAAGCAUAUCUUAACCUACAACAUUAGUUUUACUAACUAGGUAAAAUAUAAGAAAGUGGCCCCACCAUUCUUAAAUUUUUUCUGCAUUUGGCCCUCUGUGGAAAAGGUUUGGACACCCCUGAUGUAGAUGUACGACCCCCAUAAUUUGAACAGCUCCUUCUAGAGUCAGAGUGGAUGUUUAUGUAAACUCUAAAGAAAGUUCUUUCAAGGGUUCUUAACAUAUUGCAUCUAAAGCAAAGCAUGAACACAAGCUCUAAUGGUCUUGGCCUUUGAAAUCCAUACCUAAUUAGUCCACUUGAGUCAGAGUGGUCAUUUAUGCAAGGUUUAAAGAAAGUCCCUCCAAAAGCUCUCUAGAUAGCUCAUUCACAGCAAGUAUUAAACAACAGGCCCAGUGACCUUGACCUCUUUUAUCCUUGAGUCUGAGUGGACAGUUCUGCAAAGUCUGAGGAGAAUCCCUUUAAAGGUGAAGAUUGCAAGCAAGGGAUGAAGAUAAGGCGUGAGGACUUUGACGUUCGACCUGUGAGCUCUCAAAUCGAAUCCAACCCACCUUCAGUCAGAGUGGACACUCGUGAAAAGUCUUGAUAAAACCGCUCGAAGUGUUCUUUAGAUAUUGUGUUCAAUAGAAACGCCUGACGGAUGGAUGGACAACACAAAAACAUAAUGCUUUCAGCCUUGGCUAUUGCCAGCACAGAGGCAUAAAAAGCACAUGAGUUAGAUUUAUAUUUGCUAUUUUAUUUCCAUUUCCCCUUUUUUAGUCAGGUCUUAAAUGAUACCUUUCAUACUCCUAACUUAACUCAUUUUAUAAACAUGUUCUUUUUGUACCAUGUCUGAUGUAAUGAUUGGCUGAACUUGAACAGAAUAAGGGGUUCAUCAUUGUUAAUUUAAUGGUGCCUUUUAUUGUGUUUUAUAAAUGUUUACACCUUAACUUUUUUGCAUUAUACCAUUGCCAAUUUUUCUUGCCUCCAACAAAUCAGACACAUUUUUUGCAGAAGAAACAAUAGUGCAGUAUCGAUUUGAUCAACUGCAUCUGCUACAGAAAGUUUUCACUGAAACCACCACUCUUUUUAACCCAUAGAUAAAACGGUUCUUUAAGAAGAGGUAGCUUUUCUUAAAAGAUCUCUCAUUGAGAUCUCUGGCUUGUGCUUUAUCAACUUUAGACAUUUUAAUAUUUCUGUUUCCCAAGUCUUGGUGGAGCUUUUUGAGCAUAGACCAAUGAACGACUGUAACUAAACUGUGCAUAGUGUAGAAAGAGAUGCAUGUACGUCCUUUAGGAUUUGAUACCCAGUAAAAAACUUACAAAGUAAGCCCUUUCUAAACCUCUCUGGUAUCAAAUGUGAAUAUAAUUCUGCUUUGAACAUUAAAGACAGAUAGUAGCAGAAACAUGGAGUAUUGUCUUAGAGGAGGAUGGAUGAGAUACCCUUAAAAAUAAGAAAUAUCAUUACUGUGUUAAGUCUUUGGAUAUGAUAUUGUCAUUGUUGCUGAGCAUACUGAACAUUGAAAACCAUUUGAAAUCGUUGUGAUCUAAGACUAACUGUAAAUGUAGGCUUGUUGGGUGUUGCAUGGUUAAGCAAGAUUCUCUCUUCCUUUUUUACGACUAUUGUAAAAUUCAUUGUGAUUAAAAAAAAGAUACUAACGCAAUAUCCAGAUGUCAAUGGUUGCCAUAUACUUCAGAUACAGUGAUUACAGGGAUGUUUUUAAAGGACACGAGAGCUGGGGACAUUUGUCUGUAUAAUAACCCCGGCU
Cheilinus undulatus (humphead wrasse) is the source of this 4354-nucleotide messenger RNA. RefSeq names its product Rho GDP dissociation inhibitor (GDI) gamma (gene arhgdig). The record is from RefSeq and is a predicted model, not a curated record. Gene Ontology annotation, molecular function: Rho GDP-dissociation inhibitor activity; protein binding. NCBI's taxonomy places the organism in Eukaryota, Metazoa, Chordata, Actinopteri, Labriformes, Labridae. Gene Ontology annotation, cellular component: cytosol; membrane; cytoplasm. Gene Ontology annotation, biological process: Rho protein signal transduction. The coding region runs from base 275 to 943 and encodes 222 amino acids. The transcript has 6 exons.